Andrographis paniculata is the source of this 2019-nucleotide messenger RNA. RefSeq lists its product as uncharacterized. NCBI's taxonomy places the organism in Eukaryota, Viridiplantae, Streptophyta, Magnoliopsida, Lamiales, Acanthaceae. Gene Ontology annotation, molecular function: hydrolase activity, hydrolyzing O-glycosyl compounds. Gene Ontology annotation, biological process: carbohydrate metabolic process. The transcript is spliced from 13 exons. The record is from RefSeq and is a predicted model, not a curated record. The coding region runs from base 41 to 1933 and encodes 630 amino acids.
UCUGUGCACCGUUCUUUCCUACCUCUCGCGAAUUCUGCAAAUGGCGAUUCGGACAAUGAGAGUAUUCUAUGCGAGCUCCCUGCUCCUCGUAUCUCUGUCGAUUCUAGCACCUCAGAGCCGAGGAGGAACAUUCCUCGCGCGAACGCCGCCGCGCGGUUGGAAUUCCUACGAUUCAUUUUGCUGGACGGUUUCCGAACAAGAGUUCCUCGAGAAUGCGCGCCUUGUGUCGCAGCGCCUCCGCCCGCUCGGAUACGAGUAUGCUGUGGUGGAUUAUUUGUGGUAUCGGAAGAAGGUUCCUGGGGCGAAUGUCGAUUCUCUAGGGUUUGAUGUUAUUGACGAAUGGGGACGGGUGGUUCCCGACACGGCGAGGUGGCCGUCUUCCGGCAACGGGAAAGGCUUCGUCGACGUGGCGGCGAAAGUCCACAGUUUAGGUCUGAAAUUUGGGAUUCAUAUCAUGAGAGGCAUUAGCACGCAGGCGUACAAUGCGAACACGCCGAUCCUCGACGUCAACACGGGGAGACAAUACGAGGAGAAUGGUAAGAAAUGGUUUGCUAAGGAUGUAGGAGUUCCGGAGAAGCCUUGUGCGUGGAUGAAGAACGGUUUCAUGAGUGUCAACACUAAGUUAGGCGCGGGCCGCGCAUUCCUCGAGUCGCUUCAUCGGCAAUAUGCCGAAUGGGGAAUCGAUUUCGUUAAACACGAUUGUGUGUUUGGGGACGAUUUCGAUCCGGACGAGAUAACAUUUGUAUCGGGACUUAUAAAGAAAUCGGGUCGUCCCGUUGUCUAUUCUUUAUCGCCUGGAACGAGUGUAACGCCGGCGAUGGCAAACAACGUAAGCAGUCUUGCCAACAUGUAUAGAAUUACCGGAGACGAUUGGGAUAAAUGGCCGGAUGUCGCCGCGCAUUUCGAUAUCACACGCGAUCUUGCGGGUGCGGGGAAGAUCGGAGCUAUAGGGCGCAGCGGGAAAUCUUGGCCCGAUUCAGACAUGCUUCCGUUCGGAUGGCUAACCGAUCCUGGUUCAAACGACGGGCCUCAUAGGAAUUGUAAUCUUACGCCGGAUGAACAAAGGACUCAGAUUACGUUGUGGGCGAUGGCGAAGUCUCCCUUGAUGUUUGGCGGAGACAUGAGACGUCUCAACCAGGCAACAUUUGAUCUACUCAGUAACCCGACGAUAUUGAGGAUCAACUCCAGGAGCAAAAACAAUAAGGAGUUUCCCUACAUUUCGAGCAGAAAAUUAUUUGCCACGAGCGAUGACGAAAAGACAAAGGAUCAAACCGACGCUGCUCCUACCUUAGUUUUCACAAGCUGCCAUGAUGUCGAGGCGCGAGGCUGGUCGGUUAAAUCCAUCGAUGACAACCUCGAACAAGUCUGUUGGGACAGGAAGCCGAAGGACGGCGACCACGAGCCCUUCUGUCUGUACAAAAGAGCGCCUCUCCUUACACUGGACACAGAUAAGCGCAAUCACGACGGCAAAGUCCAUCUACUAAAGAUGAAGACAUCGGAAUCAUGUCUCGACGCAUCGCCAAAUCAAAGGCCCACCGCGACGCAAUCAAAUCACGGCUCGUACUCGCCCUGCCGUUCGGACACCAAUCAGAUGUGGGAGGUGAACCGUAACGGCACUCUGAGGAACAGCUACUCCGGCCUCUGCGCAUCGAUGAAGAACGCUAACGACGCGGCGACUGGAGUUCGGGCGUGGAUUGCGGACCUAGUGAAAGGGAGACGAGCGGUGUAUCUUGCGUUGUUCAAUUUGGACACGAACAGGGCUGAGAUAUCUGCGAAGAUCCAGGACUUGGGGAAGGCGAUUCCUGGGAGGAGAUUCGGUUCUUGCAGAGCUCGUGAAGUGUGGAGUGGUAAGGACUUUGGAGAUGUUAAGGAUACAGUGUCUGCGACAGUGGAAAGCCAUGGGACUGCGCUGUUCGAACUCUACUGUUCUUAGACGCUGACCAUGCUUGAAUUGCUGCUGGGGCCGUGUAUUUGUCGUGUAUUUUUACAUUAUUGAUAACAAUAUUAAUACAUAAAAAA